AUGGGUCACUCAUACGGAAAGCGUGCGGGCACCCGCUAUGCCUUCAGCAGGGAUUUCCGCAAGAAGGGUAUGAUCCAGCUGAGCACCUACCUGCGCCAGUACCGCGUCGGUGACAUUGUUGAUAUCAAGGUCAACGGUGCCGUUCAGAAGGGUAUGCCCUACAAGGUCUACCACGGAAAGACUGGUGUCGUCUACAACGUCGCCAAGUCGGCCGUCGGUGUCAUCAUCUACAAGAAGGUCUGGGGCCGCUACAUCGAGAAGCGCAUCAACGUCCGCAUCGAGCACAUUCGUGUCUCCGGCUCCCGUGACGACUUCCUGAAGCGCGUCAAGGAGAACGCCCAGAAGAAGAAGGACGCCCGCGCCCAGGGCAUCACCGUCGAGGUCAAGCGCCAGCCCGUCCAGCCCCGUGGCGCCCACACUGUAUCCCUGACCGACAACCCGCCCGAGACCCUCACCCCCCUUCCCUACGAGACUACGAUUUAA
Molecule: messenger RNA, 483 nt
Organism: Clonostachys solani
Lineage: Eukaryota; Fungi; Ascomycota; Sordariomycetes; Hypocreales; Bionectriaceae
Source: the annotation of a GenBank genome assembly